Molecule: messenger RNA, 381 nt
Organism: Parnassius mnemosyne (clouded apollo)
Lineage: Eukaryota; Metazoa; Arthropoda; Insecta; Lepidoptera; Papilionidae
Source: the annotation of a GenBank genome assembly
AUGUCGAUAAUAUUAAAAGACGACGGUGAACUUAGUGGCUACCAAGUAGUUGGUAUGCCCAAAGAAGGGUCUUGUCUCUUCCAUUCAAUAUCUUUCUUGGUGUAUGGUAGAACUGACUCAACUUGCAGUAUCAGAUCUGCUAUAGUUGCAUACGUUGCUGACCAUUGGGACGAAAUGCAAGUGUACACGUGUGAUGCUGAUGGUGACGUAUACACUAGCGCGCAAUCCUACAUGAGCGAUAUGAUGAAACCCACUACUUACGGCUCAGCUUCUGAGCUUAUGGCUGCUGGAAAAAUCUAUCCUUUCACUUUUGAAGUGUAUGAGAACGGUAUACUAAGAGGUUCUGUUCCUUUGGCGAUGCUGGCCAAAAAAAGUGUUUAA